GCCAUUUUGCCUGAACGUGCGAGCUGGUGGGAGUGGAACGCACUGGCCGUUGUAGCCGUCGCCUUCUUCCUCCCCACAGUCCGAACAGCGCGGUGACUAGGCCGUCGGCCCUCGAGCCGAGACAUAUCUCUUAUUUAGUUCUCGGGAGCGCCUGGCCGACAUGAGUGAUGUAGAGGAGAACAACUUCGAGGGCAGAGUUAAUGUUCGUGAAGAAAUUGAAGAGUUUUUUCCAAGAAUGUGGAAGAUAAAUCAAGAUAAAAGAAGGCUAAUGAAAAGUAUUAAAGAUCAGAAAAUUAAAAUUGAAUGGGGGAAAAAAUUGAACAGAAGAUUGGUCAGAUAGAAGCACUUGAAUAUUUUUUUAAGGCUAUUUUGAAUUGUUUGAAUUGGGGAAGAAUACACGAAGUAUGAAAAAUGAAAAACUCAAUGAAGAAUGAAGAGAAGUAGAAAGCAAGAGUGAAGUAGAAUUAAAAGAAUCUGGAAGAAUGAAUGGGUCCUAGGUUAAGUAAAUGUAUGGUUUAUGUUCCAGUGUCUGUAUGAUCAAGUUGUAGAUGAAUUUGCAUGAUUACUUAGUUAAUAGAAAAUUGAUGAUCUGGUUCAAGUAGGGAAUUAUUGAGGACAGUUAGCAGUAUUAACAAUGGGAUAUUAAUGAGCUGAAAUUUUUUUCUGGAGGGUGUUGCCUAACCAUUUGUUUUUCAGGAGCAAUCAAUAUAAAUAAUUACGGUACUUUAAAUGUUAGGUGUUAGGCAUCUGCAUGACCAGUGCCAUUUGUAAUACUGUCUUCUUUGUUAGGAGUCUCGCUCUCAGUCAAAAUCUCCAACGGGAACUCCUGCUCGUGUAAAAUCAGAGAGCAGGUCAGGAUCUCGUAGUCCAUCACGGGUGUCCAAACAUUCUGAAUCCCAUUCUCGAUCAAGAUCAAAGUCCAGGUCAAGGUCAAGGAGGCAUUCGCAUAGACGCUACACUCGAUCCAGGUCACACUCUCAUAGGAGACGAUCUCGGAGUAGGUCCUAUACACCCGAGUAUAGGCGGCGGAGGAGCCGGAGUCACUCUCCAAUGUCUAAUCGCAGAAGGCAUACUGGAAGCAGGGCAAACCCAGAUCCCAACACUUGCUUGGGAGUAUUUGGCCUCAGUUUGUACACAACAGAGAGAGAUCUUCGUGAAGUGUUUUCUCGAUAUGGACCUCUGAGUGGUGUUAAUGUAGUUUAUGAUCAGCGAACUGGGAGGUCACGUGGAUUUGCUUUUGUGUAUUUUGAGAGAAUAGAUGACUCUAAGGAGGCUAUGGAGAGAGCAAAUGGGAUGGAGCUGGACGGUAGAAGAAUCCGUGUGGAUUAUUCUAUCACCAAGAGAGCGCACACACCCACACCAGGCAUUUACAUGGGCAGACCAACUCACAGCGGUGGUGGAGGUGGCGGAGGAGGAGGUGGCGGAGGAGGAGGUGGUGGCGGUGGUAGACGACGAGAUUCUUACUACGAUAGAGGAUAUGAUCGAGGCUAUGACAGAUACGAAGAUUAUGAUUACCGGUACAGAAGAAGGUCGCCCUCUCCUUACUACAGUCGCUACAGGUCACGAUCGAGAUCCCGUUCCUAUAGUCCAAGACGCUAUUGAUACUGGAGUGAUUGUGCCCGAGGACUUUGCUUUUUCUUCUUUUUGAUUUUGGAUUCCCAAGCUUCCAUGCUUCCUAGUCCUUUAAACCAAAACCAAACAACCUGGUUUAUUUAAUCUCUGCCUGACCAGUUGUGUUGCUGUUUCCACCCUUUGUUAUACUCUAAAGGUGUAAUUGUCUUUUCAGUAGUGAACAUCCUGAGUGAAAGGGAGCCCGGGUUCUGCUUUGUGGUUCUUCUUUGCCUUUACAGAGGAUUGACUUCUUAUUUGAGGACAGAAACCAUCUUUUGAAAACUUUUUCUGAUGGAUAUUGUGGUAGACAUUAGAAAUCUGUGGUAUGAUAAACUGCUUUUUAAUCUUCUUGGGGAAGGUAAAUAACACUUUAAGUAGGUCAGUCAUGCCAGCUUUGUCUGGAGUGGCAUGGAGCAGUUGAAUAGUUGAGUGUAGAAUGUUUGAAGCUCUAGGAGAAAAUGUGGGACAUUUCUUUUGAAGAAUAUAACUUUGAACCUAAGAAUUAAGUCACCUUUUAGAAAUUAAAAGCUUGUAAUUCCUAUAAGACAUGUUGUAUUUGAAUUUACAUGUUAAACCUUAUAAACUUAAAGUGUGAUUUUUAUGUUAAAUUUACAGAAACUUAAGUAUUCCCUUAAUCACUGAAGGACAACCUUUAUUUAUUAACUAGAACAAUUGUAUAACUUGCUGUUAGAAAUUUUGGUAUUGGGACAUUGGUUACAUGGGUUAUUGUAUAGGAUCCUAAAAUACAUGUGGGGAAGAGUAAUUUCAAAUAAAAGUUAAUUUGAAAAUGG
Messenger RNA from Mus musculus (house mouse), 2402 nucleotides. RefSeq names its product transformer 2 alpha (gene Tra2a). The coding region runs from base 1051 to 1602 and encodes 183 amino acids. The transcript is spliced from 8 exons. Lineage: Eukaryota; Metazoa; Chordata; Mammalia; Rodentia; Muridae. Gene Ontology annotation, cellular component: nucleus. Gene Ontology annotation, molecular function: RNA binding; nucleic acid binding. The record is from RefSeq and is marked validated.